Diversispora eburnea is the source of this 1848-nucleotide messenger RNA. The record is from the annotation of a GenBank genome assembly. Lineage: Eukaryota; Fungi; Glomeromycota; Glomeromycetes; Diversisporales; Diversisporaceae.
AUGGGCAAUGCCAGUAGUAGCAGUUAUGGAAGUAGUGUUCCUGUUUUACCAACUCCAGAUGAUUACGAUUGGUCAGGUCUUAGAGAAUUAUAUAACUCUCAUGUGUAUAGUGCAAAGAUUAAACAGAUAAAUUUUUUAGGAAGUUUAGGUCCAGCGUUAGAUUUUGGUCUUUAUAUUACCACUACGAAUGGAAGGUCGUAUCUAAUCCAUAGCACCAAUGCUAGUGGUGAUCAAGUCAUUACCGAGGCAAGACACAUGUCCAGUGAUUGGAAGGAUUUUAAUUCUGUAAUUAUCAACAGCCCAAAAAAUAAUCCAACGAUUGGUGACCUCAUGGCGUCGGCUAGAAAAGAUGGAAAAUUAAAAUUAUUACCAUCAGCUCAACAAAUCAAACAGUCUGUAAAAAAUGAACUACCUUCUUCACCUGAAAAACAUGGAAGCUUGGCCAUACAAAACAAAGUGAAAGAAGCUGAAAUUAUAAUGAAAAAAAUGAAGGAAAGAGGAAUUGAACCAGAUAUACAUACUUAUGAACAACUCAUCAAUGUAUAUGCAAGUGUUGGAAACAUAGAAAAAUCAUUAUCAACAUUUGAUAUGAUAGAUUAUACAUAUGUUAAUAAUCUUCGUACUGAUGAUGCAUUUAAUGUUUAUUCGAAAAUGAAAGCUGCCAAAAUAUUACCUAAUCAACCAAUUUUUUCGAUGCUUAUUAAAGUAUGUAUUAAAAAUGGUGAAAUACCUCGAGCUUGGAAAACAUUUGAUCACAUGCGAUUAGAAGUUUGUCAACCUGAUGAAACUAGAGAUGCAGAGAGAGCUUUUGAUUUAUAUCAAGAAAUGAAAGAUAAAGGAUUAAGUCCAACUGAUGUAACAUUUAAUUCAUUAAUUGAUGCAUGUGCACAUCAAGCAUUCAGAUUAUUAAAUGAAAUGGAAGAUUAUGGAUAUACUCCUGAUUUAUUUACAUAUAAUUCACUAUUAUAUGCUUGUUCACAUAAAGUUGAUUUCUAUACUGCCAGAAAAUUAUUUAUUUUAAUGAUGCAAAAUGGAUUAAAAGAUCAAUCAUUAGCACCAGAUGAUACUACAUUCACAAAUUUAUUUUGGGUUUAUGGACAACUUCAAGAAGUUCUUGAUCAUUAUAAAGACACCAUACCAAAAUAUAAUAUUGAACUUGAUGGAUGGAUAUUUUUAACAUUAUUAAAUGCUUGUUAUAGGCAUAAAAAAGUUGAAUUUGCUUGGAGUAUUUGGCAAGAUUGGCAAAUUUGGUGGAAAUUAAAAAAACAAGAUUUGGUCAUUAUACAAAAAUUAAAUAAUCAUGAUCAAAGAAAUGAAUUUAAAAGAUUGGGAUUAACUAAAAAUUUAGAAUAUGACACUUAUAAAUUAAUGAUUAACAUUUUGGCCAGAUGUGAAGAUAUAUGGGGAGCAAUAAGAUUAUUACAAAAAUUAUCUCAAACCCAAAUUCCUAAAUUUGAACAUUUUCAAUUAUUAAGAUUAAAAUGUUUAGAAAAAGAAAAUGAAUUAGCUUUAACUAAAUUAAUGGAAUUAAGUUACUUCGAUGAAGGUACACCUGGAACAAAAGUUAAAGAAUUAUUAGCUAAAAAAUGGAAAGGAAUUAAUGUUUUACCAGGUAAAGUGGGUAGAAAAGUAUUACAAAUGAAACUUAAAAAUGAUGAUUCAAAUAAAUUUAAAGGUAAAAUUGAUUGGAAAAAAUUUAAGGAAGGAAAGAAUGAAAAUGAAUACUUACGUAAUAAUACUACUUCAUUUUUAUCAGCAAAAUUUUUAUGUUCAAAUUUCAUUAAACAAGAAGAUAAUAAUGAAAGACUUAAUACUACUGGCCCAAACAAUGAAGGAGAAUCUGUAUGA